This is a messenger RNA of Meleagris gallopavo (turkey), 795 nucleotides long. The record is from RefSeq and is a predicted model, not a curated record. NCBI's taxonomy places the organism in Eukaryota, Metazoa, Chordata, Aves, Galliformes, Phasianidae.
AUGUAUCUGAGGAGAAGUAACUUGGGUUUCAUCUGUGAUUAUAAUUCAGUAAAUGUGGUUUUUUGUGUGUUUUUUUUCCUAGAGAUAAAAGCCACAGUGGUGUACCCUGCCACAGAGAAACACCUUCAGAAGUAUCUUCGUCAGGAAGUGCACCUCGUCCGUGAAACCUGGGAGGACUACAAGAACAUAACACUGCCCUUCAUCCAGUCCCAGAGCUUCAGCAUCCAGUGGGUGUAUAAUAUCCUGGAGAAGAAAGCUGAGGCUGAUCGAAUCAUCCAUGAAAACCCAGACCCUUGCAAUGGCUUUGUUCUAGUUCCAGAUUUUAAGUGGAAUCAAAACCAGCUCGAAGACCUCUACCUGAUAGCCCUCAUUCAGCGCCGCGAUGUGAAGUCUCUCCGGGACCUCAGAGCAGAGCACCUCCCUCUGCUGAGGAACGUCCUGCAGGAAGGCAAGGAAGCCAUAGCAAAACGCUUUGGUGUGCCCGGAUCCCAGCUCCGCAUCUACCUGCACUACCAGCCCUCCUACUACCACCUGCACGUGCAUUUCACCGCCCUGGGCUACGAUGCUCCGGGCAGCUCUGCUGAGAGAGCCCACCUGCUGGAGGACGUCAUUGACAACCUGCUGCUGGAUGCUGAGUACUACCAGAAGCGGGCGCUGACCUUCGCCCUGCGGGCUGACGAACCCCUGCUGAAGAAAUUCCAGGAGGCAGGAAGAGUGUGAGCUGGCAGAGCCAAACGUGGAGCUGCUUUUUUAUCUUUUUAUCCCGACAAAUCUGUGGGUUUGGGUGGUGGUGGU